AUGAAAACUAAUGUCGCCUGUCAUACUGCACAGUUAAUACUUCAACAACGGCAACAGCAACAACAACAAAAUAUGCUGAAUAAACUGCAACAUACUACUGCCAAUUCAAAUUACCGUUAUGCCUUCGCUUUGCCUUCUUCAUCGAAUAUAAAUCAUGAUUCUAAAAACAAAUUGAUGGUUUGUCUACAUGGUGGUUCAUGUCAGGAUUCACCGAGUGGUCCUCAAUGUGUUUGUCCUGCUGGUUGGCAAGGUGCACGUUGUGAACAUGAUGUUGAUGAAUGUCGUGUAGUGAAAAGUGUUUAUGCAGGUCAGCUGCAUGAAUCAACAACCUCAUAUCCAUAUAUGAAAUGGUUAGAAAAUCGUGCCAGUCCUAAUGGUGGUUUAUGCAGUCCAUAUAGUCCUGGAAGAGGUGUAUGCUUUAAUACACCUGGUUCAUAUAAGUGUAACUGUUCUAUUGGCUUCUCUGGUCAACAUUGUCAGUCGAAGAAUCUAGUCCCAUUGAUUCCUGAUACCAAUCCUCUUGGUCUGAGUCAAUUCCAUAUAUACAUCAUUGUGGGCCUUCUAGCAUUUCUCUUCUUAACUGCCCUAGCUACAAUUGUAUUAUUGGCUUGUCGAGCUCGUGGAAUGUUUGGUGGAACAUUGGAUGGUAGUCGACGAUCUGUAAAAUCUCCAGGUUCCUAUUGGCCUAAUGGUAAUCAUCAACAAACAAAACCGACAAGUCGAUCUUCAGAUCCUCGUCUAAAUCGUCUGAAUUAUUCUGCUGGUGGAAGUUUAUCCGGUGUUCCGUUUAUAGCUGGUGCUAGUCCGGCGCAUCCAGGUGGUCAUGCUAGUCAUAUUGGUACACAUCCUAGAUAUAUGUUGUCUACUGGGCAUCGUCGUCCUUCGUUAGCUUCAUCAGCGUUUGGUUUUCCAGUCGCUAUGGAUGACAGUGCUACUGCCCUGUUGAAUAGUAACUCAGGACAUAUGCCGUUUUCUUCAGAGAGUGUUAAACUUGGCGGAAAUUGUAAUACAGGUGCGACAUUAGGUGAUUACAGUGAGCAUGAUGAUUCUGUUGCAACGUGCAAUUCUGGUGUAUUACUUUACCCCACAGCUGUUGGUGAUCAUCAAAUGCCAGUGAUGAUGAUGCUUUCACCCCUUCCUGGAACGCAUGGAUCAGUCGGUCCUGGUAGUCGGGCCAGUGUAAUUGCACGCUAUUCACCUGCCUCUUCAGUUAUUUUCUAUGGUCCAGGUGUACCGUCAGGUUCUGUAACACCUACUAAUCAAAUUCAUUCGCCGCAACCUGGUUUCACUGUUGACCCAUCUGGUUCUGGUUAUAUUCCACAACGUCAAUGCUUCACAGGCUCUCAGGUAGCUCUAUAUCCAACAGGACAUCCUGCUUUCUUACCUCAUCCUCAGUCUCAACAACACCAACACCACCACCAACAACAACAACUUAUUCAAAUGGUAAACAUGCGUCCAAAUUCUGUAGUAGGCUCUGAUCGUCUAUCUCUCGGUUCAGGUAGUGAUCGUUUCUCUGCGCAUAGCAGUCAGGUUCUAGUACAACCGAACAGUACCUGUGCUAUACCCUAUCCAUGUUGUCCUCAAUCUCAAGCUGUAACACCGCAGCUAUACUAUCAUCAGUCAUCUGCAGCAGCAGCUGCAGCAGCUCAACAUCAUCGAUCCUGGACUCCUAACAUGUCAAGUAAUGGACAUAUACAGCCUAAUUACCUCAUAAUGAAUCAAGCUCAUGAUGAUGCUAAUUUAGAAGAAGCAUGUAUGACACUGAGACCACAAAAUACCGAUCCUACCAAGACUAAUGAUACUAACAAAUCUCAGUCGAAUUGUGAUGACACGCCUGUAGUAUCAUCUGAUCAACCAGUUACUACGCACAAUAGCAAUAAUAACAGUGAGACAGUCAAACCUCGACCAGUUCCAGUUAAUCUUCAGCAUACAACUAGUGCUUUUGUGCUACAACAGAGACAACACCCGGUUAGACAACAAAAUAAUAAUCAUAUUUCUCCUGCUUUCAAUACUUUGCAUGCUAUGUAUCCGUGUUGUAUUUCAUCAAAUGCAUGUUGUAAACCAUCAGCACUGUCGCAUAAUAAUCAUAAUAAUAAUGUUUUUCCAAUGGUUAAUCCAUUUGCCCAUUCAUCAUCAAGAUAUGCGUUGAACAGCUUUCUUCAUCCCCGUGUACGUAAACCAACAACACCUGUUAUUCACAAUCCCUUUGCUGGAAUCCCAUCAUUCACAUAUUCUCAUCCAUCAGUUCAUUUAAACGCCAUGCCAAUCCCUGAGGAUGCCUUACUCCUGAAUAAAUCAAAUGUUGUUCAAAACUCAGAAUCGUUAUUUCAUCUACCAGACUCCUCCUGUCCUACACUACACGAUGAUAACUAUCCUCCAACUGAACUAUCAGCUUGUUAUUGGCCUUCAGCACAAAAUAUUUCCCUACCGAUAAGAGAUUCCCUCGGUGGAUUACACCAAUCAUCGUUUGCAGCCGCUACUUCAGGAUUAUUGAUGAAAAGACAAUCAAUGCUGGCUGCCAGCUCAUCAUCACGUGGAAUAAUGCAUCAUCGACCUCCGGUUGAUGAUGAUAAAGCAUUUCGUCGAACACUUCAAUCUCGUGAAAUUUUAAAGGCUGCUAGUGGUGGAACAGGCGGUCUACUACCGCCUCCUCCAGCAUCUCGACCGCAUUCAGCGCAUUUAUUAGGCUUAAAGAUUAUUACAACCGGUAAAUUGACCAAUGUUGCUGGUGGGGGGAAUACUUCAAAUCCGAAAUAUUCAGAUGAUGCUCAACCGAAUUGUAAAGUUCGAAACAGUGCUGUAGGCGAAACUAAUAAUGGCUGCUGUAUGAAUGUGACAUGGGCUAAUGACAACAAUUCAUCUCGCAAUCAUAAUAUACAGAAUAAUACUACUACUAUAAAGGAUGAAUCGAAUGUUGUUGUAGCGUCAUCAACUACUGGCAAGUCUAACACUACACAAAACACCACAAAUGCUACAAAUGGUAAUAGUAAUAAUGGUAAUAACAAUCAUAACAAUAAUGUUGUUAUUCAAAAUCGAAUAUCGAAUAAUAAAUUAGAUUGGUUUGGAAAUGACAAUUCAAAUUAUCAUCCACUUUUACAAAAUAAUAAUAAUAAUAAUACUUCCAAUUCAUAUGAAUUAAAUGGAAAUCAUAAAGACUGUCAGAAUGUUUCAUCAGAGACGACACCACAACAACAACAACACCACCACCAGUAG
Molecule: messenger RNA, 3213 nt
Organism: Trichobilharzia szidati
Lineage: Eukaryota; Metazoa; Platyhelminthes; Trematoda; Strigeidida; Schistosomatidae
Source: the annotation of a GenBank genome assembly